Molecule: messenger RNA, 2058 nt
Organism: Phoenix dactylifera (date palm)
Lineage: Eukaryota; Viridiplantae; Streptophyta; Magnoliopsida; Arecales; Arecaceae
Gene: CYP722A1
Product: cytochrome P450, family 722, subfamily A, polypeptide 1
Biological process (GO): multicellular organism development; brassinosteroid biosynthetic process; brassinosteroid homeostasis
Molecular function (GO): monooxygenase activity; oxidoreductase activity, acting on paired donors, with incorporation or reduction of molecular oxygen; iron ion binding
Source: RefSeq, a predicted model, not a curated record
CCCCAGAGUGGCCUACUCUUCUUUACUAUCAUUAAUUUUGGAAGAAAAAAAAAGGGACAGACGUCUUGUCAUUAGCUGAUUCUUAUCUGGAUGGCUAGCCUGUCUCUUCCACUAGACAGCCUUCCAUUUCCAAUGCAAGAAGGCAAGGGAGAGGACUGCAACACCAAAGAAUCCACUGAGUUUAAAUUGGAAGAACCCAAGGGGAUGCCAGCCUAUAGUAAAGGGAGAUAGGAUGAUGGUGGACUUCCUCUCUCACCCACCUCUUCUCCUCUUCCACCUCCUUUCUUUAUCUUUGAUCGCAUGCGUAGUUCUUUGGGUCCUGAAGAACUUAACAGGCACCUGGGCGACCAGGGUUGCCAAUUAUCCCCCAGGGAGCAGAGGAAUUCCUUGGAUUGGAGAGACACUGGCGUUUGUGGCAGCAAAUAAUGGCAGCAAAGGAUUCUAUGAUUUCGUUGCGACGAGGCAUAUCCGGUAUGGAAAUUGUUUCAAGACAAGCAUACAUGGGGAGACACACGUUUUUGUGUCAAGCAUUGAAGCUGCUGGAGCAAUCCUCAACUGCGACUCUAUUGAUUUCUCAAAGAGGUACAUAAGAUCGAUUGCAGAGCUCUUGGGGGAUCACAGCUUGCUUUGUGCUUCUCAUGAACAACAUAAGCUCAUCAGGCGUCGAAUCUCCAAUCUAUUCACAGUAGAUUCUAUGGCUUCAUCAAUCAAUAUGUUUGACGAGUUAACCAUAAAGACUUUAUGCAGUUGGAAACAGAAAGGAAAUGUGGUGGUGUUUAAUGAAGCUUUAAAGGCAACCUUCACUGCAAUCUGUAAGAUGGUAAUAAGCUUAGAGGAGGAGGAUAAACUGGAAAUGCUAAGGAAGGAUGUCUUUGAAGUAAGUGAAGCAAUGCUAUCAUUCCCUCUUAAGCUGUUGGGAACUAGAUAUUAUAGAGGUGUCAAGGCUAGGAGAAGGAUCGAUGAUUCACUGAGGAAAAUUAUAGCGUCAAGGAGAAAGGGCUUGGAGCGUCAUGAGGACUUCUUACAAUGCUUUCUUGUAAGGGAUGAAUCUCUGCAUGAUGACCCCUGGACAGAUGCACAAAUUCUGGAUAACAUUUUGACACUAAUAAUUGCAGGACAAAUUACAACAGCAAGUGCAAUAGCAUGGAUGGUCAAGUACCUAGAUGAGAACCAAGAGGUCCAGGAGAGACUAAGAGCAUUGCAUCUGGAUUUGGCACUCAAACUUUCUCAUUUUCCUUUGGGGCUUGAAGCACUUAAUGAAAUGCCAUAUGCUUGUAAGAUUGUAAAGGAAUCCUUAAGGAUGGCAACAAUAGUUUCCUGGUUCCCAAGAGUGGCACUGAAGGACUGCCAGAUUGGAGGAUUUCAGAUUAAAAAGGGUUGGAUUGUGAAUGUUGAUGCAAGAUCUAUACACUAUGAUCCAACUGUAUAUGAUGAUCCGAUCAAGUUCAAUCCAUCAAGGUUUGAUGAAGACCCCAAGCUCUACAGCUUCUUGGCCUUCGGAACAGGAGGAAGGACUUGCUUGGGAAUGAAUCUGGCCAAGGCCAUGAUGCUAGUCUUUCUACAUCGACUUGUAAUAACUUUUAGGUGGAAGGUGACUGAUCCAGACUCCAGCCUAGAGAAAUGGGCAAUGUUUCCAAGGCUAAGAAGUGGGUGUCCAAUUCAUGUGACAGGAGUCGGAGCAGAGUGUAAAUUGCCGUAAGCUACUUGGUCUUAUAAGGAGAACAGCAGCUUCAUCUGCUAGAAACUUUGAAUAGCAAUCUCUGUGAGAUGAUUACUUUUUGGUGGAAUUGAGAGGAGUUGAGACUCCCCAUUAAUUGUGCUGAAAGUUGUUAGAGAAUCACUUGAGCUUUUGUACCCGGUUUAUUAAAAGCAAAGGUAGGAUUGUGAGCCCAAUGUGGUGUAUUUGUAUUGCAUACCUAUCUUUGUAGCAUCAUUUAGCUAAGGGCAUCUUUGACAGUGGAAGGACUGGAAUCUAGCCUGUUUCAACUAUACAUGUAUACCCAUUUUGGGGAUAUGAACCUUUUAAGAUGAUGGUAUUGAAGCUUGUCUAGUUCAUAA